GUCUGACUCUCAUGGCCUGACUCUCAUGGCCUGACUCUCAUGGCCUGAGUCUCAUGGGUGCCCUGCUCUCGCGCAGUCAGGAAUGUUCUGGAGUCGACAGAUCUUGCCAGAAGGGAAUGCACAGGUGCUAAAUGUGGCAGCAGAAGCUCCAGUCGCCCCGGACACACUGCUCAGAUAACAGGACACAGAGGGAGCCUGUGUGAGACUCACACAUGACAGAAACUGACCGAGCUUCACUGGAGACCAUGGGGAAACCCAUGGCCUUCCACUCCCAGAAAGAGAUGUUUGAGAAGAUGGAGGAAUCCUUUAAAAUGUGUGCAUGCUGUGAAAAGUGGCCGAAGCAGCUGUCAGACCCACACAGCUUGAAGCGUUGCGGGAGGUGUCUGAAUGUGUACUACUGCAGUAAAGAUUGUCAGAAAGAGGACUGGCCCAAACAUAAGAAGUUCUGCUCACAGCUGCGUCUCGCUGCCAUUGACAGAGUGGUGGAGUGGCUUGUGUUCAAAGGAGAUCUUCCAUUCCCCACAGAAAAAUGGUCGACGCCCCAUUCGCAGGUUCAGGGUUGGGACGACUGGCUUGCGAUGCAGAAAGAUCUCCCAGCUCACCUCGAGUCAAUUUUAAAUGGAGCUCACAUGAAAGACUUGUGGAGCGACGCUUGCAGGCCUCGACCUCACAAUGACGACCUUAAACAGUCCUUGUGGAGGGUCUGCAGUGAGUUCUUCUCCAGGCCGCUGACCAUUGCCUGGGGUAUGAGGUCAUUUGGCCUUCACCCUUAUUCCAAACCUCUGACCAUUCACCUGGUGGGAGCAGGCCAGAGUGAGACACUAGCAGCCAAACUGACGGACUAUGAUGAGCUUAACAACAUGUUCCCCGAUCACCAGGGGAUUGAAAUAGUCAUGGUGGGUCCAGAGGUGGUGGAUGGACCCAUUGUGAGGCCUCCUUUGAGAGCCUUUGGCCCCAAGAAGAAGGUGUACAUCAGUGCCUACAAGGGUCUCUACCACGACUUCUGGGAGGAGCUGGUGAAGAAAGAGGAGGCUGCCCAACCAGACCUGGUGGUUGGAUUUCACCCUGGAUUUGAUGCCAGUCAGGGCCUGGACCAAGGCUGGCUUCCAACACUUCUGCUCCUCAGGGAUUAUGAGAUUCCAUCACUUUUCACUGCUCUCAAUGAGACGGAGAUCACCUACUCCCUGCAGAUCCUGUUGGAGUUGGAGAUGAACAUGAAGGGAAGUGGAGUGAACCCCUUCUCCUCGCUGAAACCAGAGGUGGUAAACUCAAGUCCUAACAAGACUCCUGCUUUCUGCAACUCGCACUACGUGUGUUUCCAGGGUCUGCUGGAGACUGUGGAGUUUGAGGAACCAGAGGAGAACUGAUGGAGCUUCGUGCUGCAGAGCACGCACGUUGUUAACAGCCGACAGUUGUGAACCUUGGCUCUAGCAUUUACAUUCACUAUCUUAGUUUCAUGUCAUUUUACUGCCAGACUGGUGAGAUUUGAAUAUGCCGCCUGUUGGCUCGUGGAGACGUGUUAGUACUUUGUAGGAAUAGUAAAACGUGUAGUGAUAUAAAUCAAACGAACAAAGAGAAGACUCUAAUGUUCAUUUCAUUGUUUGCAGUAAAGAAAAAACAAUGAUUAUGAAUUGGACUAUUAGACACUGAAACCUACUGCAAUGCGAGAUUUGUUAUUUUUAAGAAGAAUAAAGCAAAAAAAAACACUCCAAUGAAUUAUUACCUUGCAUUUAAUGCACAUGCAAAUAUUCUGAAUUAAAACUUUACUCUGAAGUUCUCUGAGGGAAUAAAACCAACAUCAGCUAAUCAUGCUGCAAAGGCAAGAGCGCUAACCACUCCACCAACCAUGUGACCCCGUUCAAUAUAUAUUCUGAGAAAAAUACGUCAAAUGAUCUAAUAUUGUAGCCAAAAUCAUACCGUUGAUUGAUCUGUGAAUGAGUUGAAUCACUGUCAAAAUGCUUUGUUGUUAUUGUAUAUGUUUAGAAUUCAUUUAUAUUUAACGAUAUGU
Solea senegalensis (Senegalese sole) is the source of this 2008-nucleotide messenger RNA. Its product is annotated as putative protein MSS51 homolog, mitochondrial. Bases 213 to 1367 code for a protein of 384 amino acids. Lineage: Eukaryota; Metazoa; Chordata; Actinopteri; Pleuronectiformes; Soleidae. The transcript has 6 exons. The record is from RefSeq and is a predicted model, not a curated record.